UGGGUCAUCAUGCCUUCUAAGAUUAUGUUUUGAUCCUCCACCCUGUGAAGUUGCACACUCCGCUCAUGGAUUUAACAAUGGUGGAAACUCUCCAGCCAAUGUUUACAAUCCAAUGCUUUCAAAUACAUGUUGAGAAGUGUGCAAGUGCACAUUUUGCGAGAAUUAUGUAAAAUUUGGCUGGAUGGAAUUUUCACCAUAUGUCUUCCACCUUUCCAAUUGUUUCAGAUGUAUAGAAGUGCCUAAAGUGUAGGGGCUAGGUGUUGAUUAUAAAUUCUGAUUUCCUUUCUUGCCUGUUGAUUGCUGUGGGUUUUUAUAAUGUCCAGUUGGUGGCAGUAAUGCACAUUUUAUGGGCUUGCUAUCUUUCAUGAGUCACUUACUAAGUAAGUAGUAGCAGAGACUGAAGAGGAAGUGAGAUGUUGGUGCCUAUGGGAGUGUAAACCAAUAGGCCUAGAACUGCUCUGGGGUAAAUGAAGAAGACAACUCCAAGCUGCCUUACCUCAUGACUUUGUGACAUCAUGGACCCCACUCCUGAGCCCAAGACCAGAGCGGAGGUUUGAAAGUAACUCUGCUACUUGGUCAGUGUGUGUAUCAACAUGGCAGAGGCCACGGACCUGAUCAAUUGUUCGAUCUGUCUGGAUCUACUGAAGGAUCCAGUAACUAUUCCCUGUGGACACAACUACUGUAUGGAAUGUAUUAAAGGCUGUUGGGAUCAGGACGAUCUAAAAGGUGUGUACAGCUGUCCCCAGUGCAGGCAGACCUUUACCCCAAGACCUGUUCUGAACAGAAACCCUCUACUAACUGAGUUUGUGGAGAUUCUGAAGAAGACAGGAAUCCAAGCUGCUCCUCCAGCUCUCUGUUUUGGUGGACCUGGAGAUGUUGAGUGUGACGUCUGUACUCUGAAAAAAUUAAAAGCCGUAAAGUCCUGUCUGGUGUGUUUAGCCUCUUACUGUGAGACUCAUCUCCAGCAUCACUAUGAAUCGCCUGCAUUUAAAAAACACAAGCUGGUCAAAGCCUCCACACAACUACAGGAGAAGAUCUGCUCUCAUCAUGACAAGCUGCUGGAGGUUUACUGCCGUACGGAUCAGCAGUGUAUCUGUUAUCAGUGUGAGAUCGAGAAACACAAAGGCCAUGAUACCGUUUCCCCAGCAGUAGAAAGGAUUGAGAGGCUGAAACAGUUAAGUGAGAACCAGGCCAGGCAGAGAAUUCAGGAGAGAGAGGUGAAGAUACAGGAGGUGAGACAGGCUGUGAAGUCACUCAAGUGCUCUGCACAGACCGCAGUUGAGGAAAGUGAGAGGAUCUUUACUGAGCUGGUCCACUCUAUUGACAAAACGCGCUCUGAGAUGAAGGAACUGAUCAGAGCCCAGGAGAAGGCUGAAGUGAGUCGGGCUGAAGGACUCCUGAAGCAACUGGAGCAGGAUGUAGCUGAGCUGAAGAGGAGAGAGGCUGAGUUGGAGCAACUCUCACACACAGAGGAUCACAUCCAUUUCCUCCAGAGUUUCCAGUCUGUCUGUGUCCCUCCUGGAUCUGAGGCCUUACCCAGCAUCACUGUCAACCAAAUCUCAUUUGAGGAUUUACAGAAAUCAAUAUCUGCACUUAAACAGCGACUGGAGGUUAUAUUCAAGGAGGAAAUGGCCAAGAUACCUGGGAAAGUGCUGAUGCCAGCGACCAUAAGUACAGAGGAAUAUGGUGUCCAGUUUGUGGAUGAGCAAAGGUCUGAGCUCAUUCAGAGGGUAACCAUGGUGAUGCCUAUAGCAGAUGAACUUCUUCAGAGAUGCAUGCUUCAUAAAGAAAUGUAUAAUACUAUCCGUGAUGCCAGGCCCAGCCAGGAACAGAUGAGACUGCUGUACGAGGCCCUACACUCAGGAGGCUCUAAGGUGAAAGCAGCCUUUUAUGAGAUUCUACGGGAAAAACAACACUAUCUAGUCAAUCUAGCAACAAAUCUUCAUGAUGUUCCACUCCCCGAACCCAGGAUCAGAGAAGAGUUCUUGAAAUAUUCCUUACCGCUCACAUUGGAUCCUAACUCAGCUCAAGAGUGCCUGUGUCUGUCUGAGGGAAACAGGAAGGUGACAAAUAUUGGAAAGGCCCAGCCCUACCUUCACCAUUCAGACAGAUUUACCUACUUCGUCCAGGUGCUGUGUAGAGAGGGUCUGUCUAGAGCCAGCUACUGGGAGGUAGAGUGGAGUGGGGAUUCUGUUAAUGUAGCCGUCUCAUAUAAAGGAAUCAUCAGGAAAGGAGACCAAUGGAAUGGCGUCGCUGCAUUUGGACGGAAUGAUCAGUCGUUGAGUUUAUACUGCUCAACCUCUAGCUGUAAUUUCAUGCACAAUUGCUCUACAACUGUUAUCACUGUCCCCUGCUCCUCCAGAGUUGGCGUGUACCUGGACCACACGGCAGGAACUCUGUCCUUCUACAACGUUUCUGACACAAUGACUCUCCUCCACAGAGUCCAGACCACAUUCACUGAACCUCUUUAUCCUGGGUUUACAGUUGGUCAUGGAUCAUCUGUGAAGAUACUGACACAGUGAUAGAAGUAAUGGAGCUUUCAUAUUAAACUCGGUAUGGAUUUAAUCCAUAACAUUGUUAUUUCUCUUUUUUUAUAAUCUUGAGAAGUUCUGAAAAAUAUGCUUAAUGUCUCUGCUGAUGGAGUGCUGCUGUUUUCCCCAGCUCUGACAUAAACAAUCUGUUAUGUCCUGACUGCAAAUCUGAUGAACCAGGGUUUGUUGUAUAAACACAUGCAUGCUGGCCUCUGUGGGCUGAGGAAAAUAGUAAGCCAUGAGAAACUCAAACAAGGCCUAGUUCCAGUUUGGCAGUUAGCUCCUACCCCUUCAGUGUGCACAAGUUUGACAGGACUGGAAGGAUGUAAGCAAUAUGGAGGAUGCUUCACUUGGCCUAUUAGAAAAGCACAUGGAGUCAUCACCUAUCCCAUUCUUUUAGAUCUGCAACACCAAAAUGUUAGGGAAAGGGGAACACAAUGGAAUCAGGCUUAUACAUACAGUAGGUUACAGGAUUCUGUCAACACAAAAUCAAAUAAAAUGUUGUCACAUCUGCCGAAUACAAUGUGUAGCCAUUCUUGUGAUUGUGAUUUUGCCAUUGUAAUUGUUUGUAAACUUGUGUAGUUAAAUUAAUCUAUGAUCGUAUGCUAUCCAUUUGUUUGUAUGCUGUUCUUUGUUUGACAUUUUAAUAUUUGAUUAUUAACCAAUGGUAUUAAGCCACUCUUGGCCAUGAUUACAGACACCUGUGUCUUUUGACACUAUAUAAACGAGUCAUCCCGCA
Oncorhynchus mykiss (rainbow trout) is the source of this 3270-nucleotide messenger RNA. RefSeq names its product E3 ubiquitin/ISG15 ligase TRIM25. Gene Ontology annotation, biological process: regulation of apoptotic process; inflammatory response; innate immune response. The record is from RefSeq and is a predicted model, not a curated record. Lineage: Eukaryota; Metazoa; Chordata; Actinopteri; Salmoniformes; Salmonidae. Gene Ontology annotation, molecular function: zinc ion binding; protein binding.